UGAAUAAGUCCAUUAGGUCCAUUUUUAAAAAAAAAUCACACAUGAAUCAAGGUUGUGACUUCUGUUUUAAUAUAUAAGAUUAAUAAUAAGGUGGCUAAAAUAUUUAAAAUAUAUUUUAAAAAUAAAAUAAUUCUUAUAUAUAUUGUCUUGUUAUCUAAAAAGAAUAGCUACAAUCAUUUGAAAGCUAAGAAAUAGAAAGAUAUAUAGUUACAUAUUAAUCAAGUAAUGAAUUUUGUAUAUUCGAAAAUGAAGUAUACUGUGAUUUCAAAAUCAUAUUUAUUUAUUAUCCGUGGUAUGACACUCGUAAUGAAUUGUUGUAUUUAUUUAUUAGAUUAAAUAAUUAUUUUGAAUUGAUAUAAUACAACUUGACCUAAAAAUAAAUAUACUUAUGUAUUAUAAAUAAAAAGAUAACUACUCUAUAUAUUGUGUUAUUAGUGUGUUAUAUUAUCAAAAUUUAUUAUUAAGAAAAUCUAAUCAAAGCCAAGAAUCUGAUCUUGUAUCCAACUUUAUAGCAAUUAGGUUAGGUAGGAUUUUAAAAAAAAAUCUUGGAACUUUGAUUUUUAAUAUAUAGAUAGAGAUACUUCAUAAACAAAAAGAAACAAAGAAAUAGGAAGAUGAAUAGGGUCGAUGGAGAAAGGGAGGAGUGGAGAAGAGAAGUAAAUGGUUUGUUCUGGAUAGAGCGUUUGUUUCUCUUUCUGGUUUUCGUAUUUCCCACAUACGUCUGUGGCCUCAUCGUCCCUCUCAUUCUCUCCACUACUCUUUUGGCUUUACCCUUCUUCUUAUUCUUCAACCCUAAUCUCUCUUCCGUUGGACCCUCUGGUAUUGGUGGAUUCUGGUUAUUUCUAUUGGACCGCACCACGUUUUACUUAGGCCUCGAGUAUUCCAAACUGUUGGUUGGAGGCUUUGAGCUCACCUUCCUUUGGCGUCUCACCCUUUCCCUCUCCCUCGUGAUCCAUUCCAUCUACAUCGCUGACUACUUCCUUAGAUCUCAUCAAGCCGUACUACCUCCUCCUCAAUCUCGCAAUGUUGAGACUCCGAUUUUCUCCGAUGAAGGUGACUUCCACAAGGAAGUGGAGAAGGUGAAUGUUUUAGUAGAAAACGGGAAGAAGAUGAUGACAUCUAUGGAGCACAUGGUUCACUCAGGUCUUGAAACUCUUAGAAAAGAGUGGAGAGAGUUUCGUGACGAUGGGAAGAAGGAGAUGAACAUACAAGUGGAUAUCGUGGAGCAUAUGAUCUGCUCAAAGCUUGAAACUCUGAAAGACAACAUGCGCCUCAAUGUUGAUGAGAUCUGGACUGGUCUCCUAGAUGACCUGAGAUCUAUAGUCGCCGAGGACAUCACAGCUUUGAGACAAGAUUCUGUCACCGACCAACUCGACAAGAUCUACCUUGCCAUCCAAGAAACCGCCAAAGAAGCGAAGACUACAGGUGACAAGGCCCAAGAGACCUACCUUGCCAUGCAAGAAACCGCCAAAGAAGCGAAGACUACAGGUGACAAGGCCCAAGAGACCUACCUUGCCAUGCAAGAAACCUACAAAGAAGCGCAGACUACAGCCGACGAGGCCCAAGAGACCUACCUUGCCAUCCAAGAAACUUACAAAGAAGCGAAGACUACAGCCGACAAAGCCCUUGAGACCUACCUUAUCUUCCAAGAAGGCCAAAACAAGAGACGGAUGAUAAGGGGGGAGGAUGUAGAGGGGUUUGUUGAGCUGAGGGAGCAAGUGCUGCGAAUGUCGGUGGAAGCGGAGAACGCAGCGGAGGAGCAGUCUCGUGUAACAGGAGAGUUGGUGGAUGCCCGGAUUCAGCAAUGGGAGGAGGACAAUGCCGACUAUCUUGCCUCCCUCCCGUUCUUGUAUUGCAAUCAGCAUAAUUAAUAUUAUAUGAUUUGAUUUCAUUGUCUCUUUCUUUUCUUGGUUUUUAUGGAGCUUGUUGGUUAAGUUUUAGUAACUAAAAUAAUUUAAUUAUUGCUUCUGAUAAUAUUUUUGAUAUACGCUUAUCUCAAUUAAAUCUUAUAAUAUUAAAUCCCGAGUGGAUAUAAGAUUAAGUAUGCAGUUCGAUCUUUUGGAAUCAGUGUUCUAAAACUCUGUAAUUUUUUUUUUGAUUUGGCUGUAAUUGUAAAAAUUCAAUAAGAAAGAGAAGAAGAAAAAAAAAAGUGAUGAUGCUAGUAUUCUUACCAAUUUGAACUAGUAUUUAGUUUAUGGGAUGAUUGGUAAAUGCUCUGGGUGCUUUAGAAUGCUCUUAUUAAAAAAAAAAAUAUA
Molecule: messenger RNA, 2255 nt
Organism: Brassica rapa (field mustard)
Lineage: Eukaryota; Viridiplantae; Streptophyta; Magnoliopsida; Brassicales; Brassicaceae
Source: RefSeq, a predicted model, not a curated record